AUGGCUUCCUUCCUGAUCAAAGAUGUCCGUGUCUUCGACGGCGAGAACACAAUCGAGAAUGGAUCCGUGUUGGUUGAGAAUGGCCACAUCUCCAAGGUGUCUUCGAGCACAAGCGACUUCGAUGGACCAACGUAUUCCAGACCUGGACACACCCUUCUCCCCGGCCUCAUUGACACCCACAUCCACGCAAAUAGCGCCAAUGUAGUAGCCCUGCCGCAGGCUUUACGUUUCGGCGUCACAACCGUCUGCGACAUGCACAACGAAUGGUACAACAUCCUGAAGCUCCGAAAGCAGCGAGAAGGAGGCGACUGCGCGGACUUGAAAACGACCAGCUUCGCAGCAACGAUUGAUAUGGGCUGGCCGAUGCCCAUCGUGCUGAUGACGCAUGAUUCUCCUGAAACGAGAGAGGAGAUUGCAACUUGGCCGAAGCUGAAGACUCCGGAGGAUGGAAGGCAGUAUAUACAGGAUCGUCUGAAGGAAGGGGUAGAUUAUAUCAAGCUAAUGCACGAAUCUGGCACCGUGAUGGGCCAUGAAUUCAACAAGCCCUCCAUCGAGCUCCAAAAGGCCGUAAUCGACGAGGCACACAAGCACGGCUUGACCGUCGUUGCACACGCCACCUGCCUAGCAGAUACUCUCGAGAUCCUCGAAGCAGGCGUCGAUGGCAUGACACAUACCUUCAUCGAUCAGCCGCCAACUCCAGCCUUGAUCGAAGCAUACAAGAAGAAUAACGCUCACUGCAAUCCCACCCUUGCAGCGAUGGGAUCUGGCACGACCGAGGGCAAAGCCACGCAGGAGAAGUUCGCUCAUGACGCUCGUAUUCAGCAUCUGAUCGAGAAGAACGAACGGGACCAGAUGUGCAAAUGCAUGUCCUUUGCUCAAAGUAAGGGCGCCACGUGCGAGAAUGCAUACGAAUCCGUCAGGCAGUUGAAGAAGGCUGGCGUUCCCGUCGUCAUUGGAUCUGACUCUGCUGGGCCGGCUGUUGGUACGGCUUAUGGACUUUCGACGCAUCAGGAGAUGACACUGUUCGUUGAACAGUGUGGUUUCACGCCUGAGGAGGCUCUGAAAGCUGCCACAUCUUUGCCAGCCAAGCGGUUCAACUUUUCGGAUCGCGGACAUAUCAAGGAAGGCUUGAGAGCGGAUCUUCUGCUGGUGGAAGGCAAUCCACUGGAGAACAUUGACCAUACUAUGGACUUGAGAGGUGUCUGGACUGAAGGUCAGCUUUGCAGUGUGUACAACGAAAAGUUUUGA
This is a messenger RNA of Zasmidium cellare ATCC 36951, 1248 nucleotides long. RefSeq lists its product as uncharacterized. Lineage: Eukaryota; Fungi; Ascomycota; Dothideomycetes; Mycosphaerellales; Mycosphaerellaceae. Bases 1 to 1248 code for a protein of 415 amino acids. The transcript has 4 exons. Gene Ontology annotation, molecular function: hydrolase activity, acting on carbon-nitrogen (but not peptide) bonds. The record is from RefSeq and is a predicted model, not a curated record.